UUAACAGUUAUGAGAUUUUGAUCAAAUUGCAGCCAAUUAUGUCUCAAAUACUUAUCCGAUAGCAACAGAUCGUUAGAUGCACCGUGCAAUUGCGGCCGUUCGUUCAGUUACAAUCUAAACUUCAGUUGUUUUCCUUUUUUUCUUUUUUUUCUUUUUUUUUCAGUUGUUUUCUUUUAUGAUGAAUAUCUUUUAUUCAAGUUAGUUGUUAACACUACCGGUUUAUUAGUUGGUAGCAACCGCCAAUCCAAUCUUCAGAGCAUAAUCCUUUCUAAAACUGUUUUUUCCUUAAAAAAAGAAGGAGAAAAAAAAAUUCUAAUAGAAUUCCUUAUCCUAAUACCGUUUCAAUCCUAAUCCAACGAGGACUAAUGCCUAUAAAUAGUUAAAUACAACACCAUGAGCGUACCAGAUCACAUACACAACGAUAGUAAACAGAGAGAGAGAGAGAGAGAGAGAAAAAGAAAGAAUGGAGAGGCUGGUUAAGAUCAGGAGCUGCGACGACAAACUAAUGGAGGUGCCGGAGACGGUGGCGACCCGGGCGACGUUGAUAAAGAACGUCAUGGAGCUCACCGGAGACGACCCCGCCAUCCCGAUCCCACUAGCCACCGCUGAAAUCCUUGAAAAGGUCUUCGAAUACUGCACGAAGCACGCCGAAUUCGAGGCCGCCGGCGACCGAACAGAGAGCGACCUGGCCGCCGCGAAGCUGGAUCUCGAGCGCUGGGACCACAGCUUCCUGAACGUCCCUGUGAACACGCUCUACGAUAUCUCGACCGUGGCGAAUUUUAUGGUGGUCGAGGACUUGUUGGACUCAUGUUGCCAGAAGAUUGCGAGCAUGAUUCGGGGGAAGAGCGUAGAAGAGAUACGAAAGCUCUUUAAUAUUGAGAACGAUUUCACCCCUGAGGAAGAAGCAGAGAUACGAGAGGAGAAUAGCUGGGCCUUGUUAUGAAGAUGAAGAUGUGCGGUGCAUUGAACCCCCUGCUUUCUUUUUCCUUUUUUGGGUACAAUCUCUGGGCCUGUGAAUGCAAAUACGUCCUAGUUCUUGGUUCUUCUUUGGAGUGCAUGGCACUCGUUUGAAACGUUUUUCCUUUCUGUCGUUUUUGUGGGUCCAGGAUUUUCUUUGUAGUUGCAGGACUGCUGAAUACUGAUUUGGACAGUUUAGGAGCGAGCGUGUACUUUUUGCUUUAGCUGUUCUUGGAACUGUUUUGUUUGGAUA
Molecule: messenger RNA, 1210 nt
Organism: Ananas comosus (pineapple)
Lineage: Eukaryota; Viridiplantae; Streptophyta; Magnoliopsida; Poales; Bromeliaceae
Product: SKP1-like protein 1B
Exons: 2
Coding region: 464-943 (159 amino acids)
Biological process (GO): SCF-dependent proteasomal ubiquitin-dependent protein catabolic process
Cellular component (GO): cytoplasm; nucleus
Molecular function (GO): cullin family protein binding
Source: RefSeq, a predicted model, not a curated record